UGCGGGGUAAAAUCGAUUGAGUCUGGACGCCAGACAGGUCUCGGGAUCGGCUCACAUCAUGCUUUUCCACCCAAUAUCUUCGGCUCCUUAUCAACCUGCAGCAUUGCGGGGUAUUCGGUAGCUUCGCAACUAUGGCUGCUCAACCCCACAGCCGACGGAACUCGCAGCUGACAGACGGCAGGAGGAGACCCGUCUCACAACUUAGAUUCGUAGAUCCGUGUAAUCUUGCAGAGUAAAAGUGACAAUUUCGUGAUAUAACGACCGCCUAUACCGAGUUCAAAUACCCACUGGAGUGUGAUAUCUGCCCAAGAUGCAUCUCGUCCCGAAAGAGCUCGACAAGCUUGUCAUCUCGCAACUGGGCUUCUUGGCGCAGAAGCGACUGGCUAGGGGUGUUAAGCUGAAUCAUACGGAAGCUACGGCUCUCAUUGCCUCCAACCUCCAGGAGCUCAUCCGCGAUGGCCAGCACACAGUCGCAGACCUCAUGACCAUCGGGUCGACGAUGCUCGGCCGGCGGCACGUGCUCCCCUGCGUGCCAUCGACCCUGCAUGAGAUCCAGGUCGAGGGCACUUUCCCCGUAGGUACCUACCUAGUCACCGUGCACAACCCUAUCGCCACCGACGACGGCGAUCUCGCCAAGGCUCUCUACGGCAGCUUCCUGCCUAUCCCCUCACCUGACCUCUUCCCCUACGCUGCGGCUACGGAUUAUGAGGCAACCAAGAUGCCGGGCGCUGUGGUGGCCAUGAAGGGGCAGAGGGUCGUACUGAACGAAGGGAGGAGAAGGGUCAGGGUGAGGGUUACGAGUAAAGGGGAUCGGCCGAUCCAGGUGGGGAGUCAUUAUCAUUUCGUGGAGACGAACCCGCUGCUUGAGUUUGAUCGGAAGCAGGCGUAUGGGUUCCGGCUGGACAUCGCGGCGGGGACUUCGGUCCGGUUCGAGCCGGGGGACGCAAAGACAGUGACGCUGGUUGAAAUUGGCGGCAACAAGGUCAUCCGGGGCGGAAAUCAUCUGGCCAGCGGUCCCGUGGACUUUUCGCGUGCUGAUGAGAUUAUUCAGAAAUUGCAGCAGGCGGGCUUUGCGCACGCGGCUGAGGAGCCGUUGGGGGACAUGGCGGUGAUCGAACCUUAUGCCUUGGAGAGGUCGGCUUAUUUGACCAUGUUUGGGCCGACGACGGGGGAUUUGGUUAAGCUGGGGAGUACGGACUUGUGGAUUAAGGUCGAGCGGGAUUUGACCAAGUACGGGGACGAGUGUAAGUUUGGGGGCGGCAAGACGCUGCGAGAGGGGAUGGGUCAGGCGACGGGGAGGUCGGACGCGGAGACGCUGGACUUGGUGGUGGUGAAUGCGCUGAUUGUGGACUGGUCGGGCAUCUACAAGGCGGAUAUAGGGGUCAAGGACGGCUUCAUCGUGGGGAUUGGCAAGGCGGGCAAUCCGGACGUCAUGGAUGGGGUUACUGAGGGGAUGGUCGUGGGCAGUUGCACGGAUGUCAUUGCAGGCGAGGGCAAGAUCAUCACGGCUGGUGGGUUGGACACGCAUAUCCAUUUCAUCUGUCCGCAGCAGGCGAACGAGGCGAUUGCUUCGGGUAUUACUACCAUGCUGGGAGGCGGUACGGGACCAAGUGCCGGUACAAGCGCUACAACCUGCACUCCCGGUGCGAACUACAUGAGAGAAAUGCUCCAAGCCUGCGACAGCCUGCCUGUCAAUUUCGGCAUCACAGGAAAAGGCAAUGACAGCGACCCCAAGGCCCUCCGCGAACAAGUCUUCGCCGGUGCCUGCGGCCUCAAACUGCACGAAGACUGGGGCACCACCCCCGCCGCCAUCGACUCAUGCCUGUCCGUCUGCGACGAGCUCGACGUGCAGUGUCUGAUCCAUACCGACACCCUCAACGAAUCGGGCUAUGUGGAAUCUACCAUCGCGGCCUUCAAGGACCGGGUAAUCCACACGUACCACACCGAAGGCGCGGGCGGGGGUCACGCCCCAGACAUCAUCAGCGUCGUUGAGCACCCCAACGUGCUGCCCAGCUCCACGAACCCCACGAGACCCUACACGCGCAACACGCUCGACGAGCACCUCGACAUGCUCAUGGUCUGCCACCACCUCUCCAAGAACAUCCCCGAGGACGUCGCCUUUGCUGAGUCACGCAUCCGCGCCGAGACCAUUGCUGCUGAAGACGUUCUGCAUGAUCUGGGGGCCAUCAGCAUGAUGUCUUCCGACUCGCAGGCUAUGGGGCGGUGUGGGGAGGUCAUUCUUAGGACGUGGAAUACGGCGCAUAAGAAUAAGGUGCAAAGGGGCACGUUGAAGGAGGAUGAGGGGACGGGCGCGGAUAAUUUUAGGGUUAAGAGGUAUGUGAGUAAGUAUACGGUCAACCCGGCCGUGGCACAAGGGAUGGGGCAUUUGGUUGGGAGUGUUGAGGUGGGCAAGUUGGCCGAUUUGGUGGUUUGGGAUCCGGCUUGGUUUGGGUCCAAGCCGAGUUUGGUAGUCAAGAGUGGGUUGAUUGCUUAUGCGCAGAUGGGUGACCCGAACGCCUCCAUCCCUACCGUCCAACCCAUCAUCGCCCGCCCCAUGUUCGCCCCCUUCGUACCCCCAACCAGCGUCCUCUUCGUAUCGCAAGUCAGCAUCGACAGCGGCGCCGUCGCCAAGUAUGGCCUGCGCAAGCGUGUCGAGGCCGUCCAUGGGUGCAGGACUAUCAGCAAACGGGACAUGAAGUUCAACGACGUCAUGCCCAAGAUGCGUGUCGACCCGGAGAGGUACACCGUCGAGGCCGAUGAUGUCGUGUGCACGGCUGAGCCGGCGGAUGAGCUGCCGUUGACGCAGGCGUGGUUUGUUUAUUAAGUGGGAGUAGAUUAAGGGGGGAGAUAUGAGGCAGGGUGCUGAAAAUAUUAGUCGCCAGGUUGAGUUGGAUAAUUUGAGAUAUUCAUACUUGGGGCACAGGAUUUAGUUACGUUAGUAAUUACCGAAUUUGAAGAAACGUCUGUUCCUCUUAAGAAAAGCAUAGACUCGAGCCAUAGCUGCUUUCAUUAAUG
This is a messenger RNA of Pseudomassariella vexata, 3015 nucleotides long. RefSeq lists its product as uncharacterized. Gene Ontology annotation, molecular function: urease activity; nickel cation binding. The record is from RefSeq and is a predicted model, not a curated record. NCBI's taxonomy places the organism in Eukaryota, Fungi, Ascomycota, Sordariomycetes, Amphisphaeriales, Pseudomassariaceae. Gene Ontology annotation, biological process: urea catabolic process. The transcript is spliced from 5 exons. Gene Ontology annotation, cellular component: urease complex. The coding region runs from base 311 to 2824 and encodes 837 amino acids.